Molecule: messenger RNA, 1333 nt
Organism: Fusarium redolens
Lineage: Eukaryota; Fungi; Ascomycota; Sordariomycetes; Hypocreales; Nectriaceae
Product: protein-tyrosine phosphatase-like protein
Exons: 1
Coding region: 155-1108 (317 amino acids)
Biological process (GO): protein dephosphorylation; negative regulation of protein binding; negative regulation of SCF-dependent proteasomal ubiquitin-dependent catabolic process
Cellular component (GO): cytoplasm; nucleoplasm
Molecular function (GO): protein tyrosine/serine/threonine phosphatase activity; F-box domain binding
Source: RefSeq, a predicted model, not a curated record
CUGACAUCUCUAGCUCCAACCUUUAUCUUCAGUCUCCCAACUCCCCGAUGCUCCUCUCUAGACAAUCUCUCUCGUACCACAAAAAGCUUCUACACUGAUAAACCAACAUUACAAAAAUUCACUGGAUCGUGUUUAUCACGCGACAAACAUUACAAUGGAGAUGUCGAGCGGUCCUCACCCCUCCUUCACCAACAACGCCGUGCCAUCUGCACCCUACGUCCGUCGAGCACCCAGCCCGCCAUUCAUUCACAUCCCACCGACAGGACAAUGCGGAGUCUCCGCUGCACCUAUACUCCUCCCAUCGUACGAACAGGUCGAUUCGAGUCAGUUGACGGCCCACGAUGUCAAGAUCAUCACACAAAACAUGCAGCAGAUCGCGACGGACCGCGCUGCAGAUUGGUCCUACGAGCAGCGACGUGAUGCCCAGAAGCUAGUGGACUUUUUGUAUCUUGGCCCCAAUAGCAUCGCCAAGGAUAUUAAGUGGUUGCAGGAAGAGGGUAUCACUAUGAUUGUUGUUACGAGGGAUGCGCGCAUGGCGGGGGUGAAGCUCAUGAGUAUUGAGAAAGCUGCGAAGGCUCUCAACAUUGCGGUUCAAUACGUGGAUCUGGAAGGCUACGAUAAACUAAUCAGUUCAUUCCCCAACAUCAUUCGUCUGAUCAACGACCAUCUUCUAUCGGUGUAUCACAGUCAAGCCAAGGGCCGAAACAAGAACGGCGAACUCCUCGUGGAUCCCAGCUCAUUCCGCCGCGGCAAAGUCCUCAUCACCUGCGAGACUGGCAACGACAGAUCAGCCGCCAUAGCCGCAGCAUACAUCAUGGCAGUCUUUGGGAAGGACAUGAUUACCGCAGUUCAAUUCAUCAGCAUCCAAAGAUUCUGCUGCUCUUUCGACGAGGACAUCAAGCGAAAGCUUCAGUGCUGGGAGGAUAUUCUACGGGCACGUUCACAGGUUGCUAUGGAGCCGGUUGUACCCCUCACCGCCACGCACACGAAGCGACAUAUCGACGAUUUGAUGGACACGAGCGAGGUCCCUGAUGACAAGGGAGGAUUCGCGCUGGAUCAGGAUCGGUUUAAUGGACGAGGAUCGUUUGUGCCUUUCGUGGAUAUGUAAAGAUCACGGACUGAUUGACUCGAGAUAGAGUGAAAAGGCAUGGCGUUGGGACUGGUUCAGAUACCCUGUAUAUUUAUUGGCAUUGGCAGUUUUUUAUAGCUGAUGCAUUCAAGGAAAUGGACUUGUUUAUCUUGUUUCCUUGUUUGUUAGUCGUCUCAGAAAAGGUUAAAGGUUCUGGAUUGUAUUGCUUAUAGAGCUAGACUUCAAUUUAAUGAUAUUGUCUUG